This is a messenger RNA of Cuscuta epithymum, 433 nucleotides long. Lineage: Eukaryota; Viridiplantae; Streptophyta; Magnoliopsida; Solanales; Convolvulaceae. The record is from the annotation of a GenBank genome assembly.
CGCGGUGGCAGCCAUCCGUUAUCGAUCAGGUCUUUCGUGCUACGACUACAUUUUAGAUUAUUAUACUAAUAAGAAAUGGGUUGUAGCCUAUGAGGGUAUUAUUCAUCCUAUUGGUAGUCCAGAUGGGUGGGUUGUUCCACAUGAAGUUUCUGCAGUUAUUUGUAAACCACCAUCGUGUUCUAAGAGGCCACCUGGAAGACCCAAAAAGGAGGAUACCAUCUACGGCGGAAAACGUCUGAUGAAAAAAGUGUACAAGGUGCUUCAUGGUUGGUCACAAUCGCAAAAUGAAUAUGAAAUUUGUCAUGGAUAACUAUUUGGGAAAUUUUGUCUUUGCCAUACUGUUUUGGGUUAUUUACUUUUUGUUUGGAUGUUAUUCAUUACAUGACUUUUAUAAGUAUUUAUUAAUAAAUGCAACUCAUUUUGUCUUUGAAUA